AUGGACGAAAAUUUUCGCAAUUUUUCGUUUACCGCUAGCGGACCGGUCGGAUUUACGUCGUCACGCUCCGAGGACAUCGACGGGAAGCGACCGACCCGGGAGUGCGGUGUGGACCCACGACCGGUGCCAGCAUGUUCCGAUGCAACGACGGAACCGAAGGAAAGAAAGGAGAUGGCCACACAAACCAUCAGCGCACCGCGUACAGGAAAAUUUUCAACCUACGACGACUCCAAGCUGGCCACCUUCAUACGAAAGGUACAACCGAUAGUGGACGAAGAGCUGUCCUACGGUAUGACGCCGCUGUUCGAUUGUAACGACAACCCGUACGACGCAUCCUUCGACCGGUACCGUGUUCGGUGUCACCAGGAACUCACCGUAAAGCUUCACGACCUAGCGACACAGGGUGAUGGAAGACCAUUUACAGCCGGUGCUGCCGCGUGGCUUUCCAUCUGCACCCGUGACGCGCCGCUUCUGGUGAUUGCUUGCAGUCCCAGCCACGAUGCGUGGUGUGACCAUUUCGCGUCCAUCGUAACCGUUUUCAGUCCCACCCGCAACCGGUAUGGGGGUUCGGUGCAGUGGGCGGAACUUUGCAGCAAUCCGGUGAAGGCUUGCAUCGAAUCGCUCGAGACGAACCCGUUCAAUCGGGACAUGUGCGCCGGUGGAACCGUAGCGGGCGAUGUCUACAUCUGGCAGUACGAGAUGAAUCGAAAAAACGAAAGGAAUUCUUUUACCGAGCUGCACUCCGAGACCACCGACUGUGGAAAGGUGGUCGACAUGGCGUGGGCACGGUACAGCCUAAUGUCCAAGGCCGACCAUGCGCUGCUAACGGCACACGGUGACGGAACCGUUAUCCAGUGGCGUGUUGGAAAGACCAUCGUGAAGGACAAAAUCUUUAAACUGUCUUCGCCAUCGCCGACGUUGGCCAGUCUGGGGAAAGCUCUCAUAUUGACUCGUAUACUGGCCACUUCGAACGCGGAGUUUGUUGUCGGCUGUGCGGAUGGUUCGUUGCUGCUCUGUUCCACCACACAGCUGCUGCCUCUCGGUGGCUCCAAUGGUCAUGGUGGUGGGAAACUGAAUUACUUUUCUCCUGCGACGGUGGAAUUGAAAAGCCAUUCGUUUGCCGUCACGAGCUUACAGAAGAUCCUGAACCGCCGCCAAGAGUUGCUCAUUAGUUGUGAUCUUACGGGAGAGGUGUUUUUUCACGACAUUACCGACGCCAUCAACUCCACUCCAACGCUGAUCGUUAAGAUGCCACUUCCGUUCAAGACACGCAUUGUCUGCACCGGCGACACGGAGUAUAUCUUCUCCCCGACCGCAAACGGACUGCUGGAACUGUAUCGUAUUGGCAGUGGGCAGGUGGACAGCAUCGAGCCGUCUUUACCGCUGAAAGGAACACCAAAUUUAAUUGAAAUGACAGCCAACGGGAAAUGGUUGAUCACCGGCACGUACAAUGGCACCUUCAUUAUCUACUGCGUGGAAAUGGAUUACUAAAAGUAGGAAUCACAUCCCAAUGGAUUGCUCAUAUCAACACCGU
Messenger RNA from Anopheles cruzii, 1534 nucleotides. RefSeq lists its product as uncharacterized. Gene Ontology annotation, cellular component: cytoplasmic dynein complex; ciliary plasm. The transcript is spliced from 4 exons. Gene Ontology annotation, molecular function: dynein heavy chain binding; dynein light chain binding. The record is from RefSeq and is a predicted model, not a curated record. NCBI's taxonomy places the organism in Eukaryota, Metazoa, Arthropoda, Insecta, Diptera, Culicidae. The coding region runs from base 1 to 1491 and encodes 496 amino acids. Gene Ontology annotation, biological process: intraciliary transport.